This is a messenger RNA of Gigantopelta aegis, 1104 nucleotides long. Its product is annotated as fucolectin-like. The record is from RefSeq and is a predicted model, not a curated record. NCBI's taxonomy places the organism in Eukaryota, Metazoa, Mollusca, Gastropoda, Neomphalida, Peltospiridae. The transcript is spliced from 4 exons. The coding region runs from base 69 to 830 and encodes 253 amino acids.
UGCAACAUUUCAAUUUUCUAUUUUGUCUGUUCGAGAGACGGAGCAGGAGAAAACAGAUUUGUGUUACGAUGUUGAAAUAUGUUGGUGUUUGGAUGAUGACACUGUGUGUAGUACGACUUAAUGGAACGUUUUCAAAUCUUGCUUUUCAAAAACCUGCCACCAUGAGUACAGUGUUUGAUGCUAACACCACGCCAUCUUGUGCAGUGGACGGAAACAACGGGACCGAAUGGUUUUCGGACUUCGGCUCUUUAACGAAAUAUGGCGACAUGGAUCCGUGGUGGAUGGUGGAUCUGCGUGGGUACUUCCACAUACAUGACGUCAUCAUCACGAACUGUGACCACUACCGUUUGUGGCAGCAUCUACACAGCUUCACCAUUGACAUGUUCACGGAGAAUCCAAUAGGCUGUGCACGCGCCACCCAAGUCCAGUGUUACAACCGCACCGACCCAGUGGGGCUUGGUGAGACUGUACAGUUUAAAUGUCGCUCGCCCGUGACUGGUCGGUUCGUCCGUAUUAAGAAGUGGAGAAUGGUGGACACAUAUGAUGUACUGCCACUGUGUGAAGUUCAGGUUCUUGGCACAAGGGCGACAGGUUGUGCCUUCACUCGCCGUUUUCACCGUGUACGAGAGACGCGACUGAACUCGGCAUAUGACAACAUUUCCGGCGUUGCUGACGUCAUGAAUUGUGCGAGCAGAUGCGGCCAUGGCGAUUGUUUGGCGUUCAACUACAACCAGAACAGUCAACAAUGUCAGCUCAUUUCAGCUCCGACGUUUAAAGAUUCAACAACGAUGACGUCAUCGUGGGAUUACUACGGAGUGGAUCUUUGUUGAUCUGUUGAACUGAUAUUUUGUUGUUGUUUGAGACUGUCUUGUGAUUACCGCCAUUUCCGACUAACAGAGUGCUAUUAAAUAUUAACAUUAUAUAUUAAAUACAUUUAUUAUCCACAUGGUUCAACAUAACCAGGUUAAUAAUAAUCAUACCAAGCACACAUGUAAUACCAAGUGUAAUGACGUAAUUUUGGGAAGCGACGUCAUACAUUGACUUAGAAGCGAACCAAAGGCAAAUUGUAUUGUAGUCUGUGCUUUGAACAUGAUUUAGUGUAAU